Closterium sp. Yama58-4 is the source of this 2943-nucleotide messenger RNA. The record is from the annotation of a GenBank genome assembly. Lineage: Eukaryota; Viridiplantae; Streptophyta; Zygnematophyceae; Desmidiales; Closteriaceae.
GUGAUCUACACGACAGUGAUGAAGCUGUUUGCGCGGGCGGGCAGGACGGAUGGCGUGGCUCGCAUUGUCGCCCUGCUCAGGGAGGAGGGCAGCAGGGAGGACGGCCUCUUUCGGCUGGAUUCUAAGACGAUAUGCGCGCUUAUCGCUGCUUACAACAGCAUGGGAGACCUGAAUUCUGCGCAGGAGGUGUUUGAGGCGGCACGAGCAAGCACGCCCCCAGGCGAGUGGGACGUGGUGGUGUGGAACGCCAUGGUGGCCGCGUAUGGGCGGGCGGGGAAAGUGAAGCAAGCAGAGGAGUUAUUGCUGCAGAUGGAAGCACAGGCGGAUGGGGCGGACGGGAGAAAAGGGGGGAGUGAAGGGGAAGAAGGGGCGCACGAGGUUGAUACAGGGGCGGCGUGGGGGAGUGUAGAGGCGGAUUGGGGGAGGGUUGAGGCGGAUGGGGGGAGCGUUGAAACGGAUAGGGUGGGCCAGAGCAUGGGAGGGCCAGGCGGAGCGGAGUCCGUUGGUAGGGUGCAAAGGGGUGCUGCUGGGUCGAUUAUAUCGUCUACUCAAGAAGGGAACUGGGUGCAAGGGGCCAUUGAGGAGUCUGAAAAACGUAAGGGCAGUGCUGUUAACGGGUCUCGCCCAUCCCCGCUCCUACAGCCUGCCCUUGCCUACUCCGAACCAGCUUCGGUAAUUUCCGGGCCUCUGUCAGAGGUUUGGAGCGAUGCUCCGGGUGAGCUUUGGAGCGAGGCUCGGGAGGGGCUAGUGGCAGCAACUGCGACUGUGGCUGUACCCCCAGUUGCAAGCCUGGAGGCGCAAGGUAUCAGCAACAGUGACAGCAACGGCAGGAAUGAAAUUGGGAACGACACAGCUAGUGGAGGUGUUGGCGAUGGGGGUCUUGUGGCAGCAGGUGUAGAUGGUGGUGGAACAGGGAAUUCUGGGGGAGAAACAGGGGGCAGCGGGGAGGAAGGCAGGGGCGACGAGGAGGAAGGGGAGGAGAUUGAUAGGGAGGUGGAAAGGAGGGAGAUGCAACGGCGGGAGGGAGGAGGAAGGAGAGGGGGAAAGUCGACCAGGGGAUAUUCUGGUGGCACUGGCAGGGCUAGUUGGGGGAAUGACAGAGAAGAGGCGAGACGAGGGAGAGGGGAGGGUGGUGCAAGGAGAGGAAGGGAGAGGAUUGGUGGUGGAGGAGGAGGAGGGGGAUUGGAAGGAGGAGGUCGGGAGCUGUCUCCCCCACGGUUUGGGCCGACACUGAAUGCGUACAACUCGCUGCUAAACGCGUAUGCCAAGGCGGGGGAUGUGGACAAGGCAGAGAAGACGUUCAAGCGUCUCAUGGCACGGGGAUUCUACCCAUCAACCGUGACCUUCAACACGCUAUUCUCACUCUAUGCCUCGCUGCCCUCCUCCUCCUCCUCGCUCUCUGCUGCCCGCCGCCUGCACGCCCUCAUGCUGCAAAUGGACGUCCCUCUCGAUGUUUACUCGUGCUGCUCUCUCAUUGGCCUGCUCAGCCGCUCCGGGCAGGUUGAAGAAGCGGUUGGGCUGUUUGAAAGAAUGAAGGCGCAGGGCGUGCAGCCGGACUCGCACGUGUUCAGUGCAAUGAUCGCCAUGUUCGCGCGGCACGGCAAGCUGGAAGCCGCGCUGAGAACCUUCAAGGAAAUGAAGGCGGCGGGGUGUGCAGUAGACAUGCCAGUGCUGACAUCCAUGAUCGGCGUGUAUCACCGUUUAGGGUUAUUGGAAGAGGCAUCAGCAGCUGCAAUGGAUGCGAUUGUGAGUGUUUUCGGUGGGAAUAAAGGCUUCUUUGGGUACAGAGAAGACAUGAAAUGCAGGUGUGCAGUGCACAUGCCAGUGCUGACGUCCAUGAUCGGCGUGUACCACCAACUGGGGCUUCUAGAGGAGGCGUCUGCAGCAGCGAUGGAUGCGAUUGUGAGUGGUUCUGAGUGGUGCCUCCUGUGCCUUGGAGUGCUGAACCUUGAGGUGUUGAGCCUGUGCCUGCCUAGGGUGCUGACGUCCAUGAUCGGCGUGUACCACCGCCUGGGGCUUCUAGAAGAGGCGUCUGCAGCAGCAAUGGAUGCGAUUGUGAGUGGUUCUGAGUGGUGUCUCCUGUGCCUUGCAGUGCUGAACCUUGGGGUGCUGAGCCUGUGCCUAGAGGGGUGUGCAGUGGACAAGCCAGUGCUGACGUCCAUGAUCGGCGUGUACCACCGGCUGGGGCUGCUGGAAGAGGCGUCAGCAGCAGCUAUGGACCCCAUUGUGAGUUGCCUUGGAGUGUCGAACCUUGGGGCUGAGGUGCUGAGCCUCAAGGCGGGACAACUAGAUGCUGCUGAGGCGCUGUUCGCUGAGAUCCUGGCGGAUGAGUCAGGCAGCAUAGCGGACCUGGCAGCUCACACCACCAUGAUCAGCGUGUAUGGGAAGCAUGGACUAGUGGAUAAGGCGAAGUUGCUUUUCACAAGCCUGAGAGGGUCGGGCAGGGACUUGGAUGCAGUGAUAUGGAACGCCAUGCUGAGCGCGCUGGGGAAGAACGGGCGGGUGGAGGAGGCGAAGGAGCUGUUCGCAGAGAUGCAGGAGUGCGGGCCAGCUCCCACUGUCUACUCUUACUCCAUUAUGAUUGACGCGUAUGGCAAGGCCGAUCGCAUUCUGGACGCAUCCACUACCUUCGCGCGCAUGCUGUCUUCGGGUCUGCGCCCGUCUCUAGUGACGUUCAACUCCAUGCUCGCUGCCUACCGCCGUGCCGGCAUGGUCAACGACGCCGCUGCUCUCUUCCGCAGGAUGAGAGCAGAGGGGGUGCCGCCCAGCCAUGUGUCAUAUGCCAUUCUCAUCCACACACACGCUCAGGCGGGCGAUUUGAGGGAGGCCACUCGCCUGUUCAGAGAGCUGCAGGACAGUGGGUGUGCCGUGGACAACCCGACUCUCCACCGAAUCACCUCCAUGCUCAGAUGGGCUGGCCGAAGCCACUCCAGCAUGCUCUAG